Alternaria incomplexa is the source of this 1533-nucleotide messenger RNA. RefSeq lists its product as uncharacterized. Lineage: Eukaryota; Fungi; Ascomycota; Dothideomycetes; Pleosporales; Pleosporaceae. The coding region runs from base 1 to 1533 and encodes 510 amino acids. The transcript is spliced from 2 exons. The record is from RefSeq and is a predicted model, not a curated record.
AUGUCGGGUCUCAACGAGCCACAGACCUUCCUCGCCAAGUACACCUUGUACAAGCGAGCCACCGAAUACAUUGCAGGAUGGAUUGCCGAAACCGCCGCGUCCAUCGGCUUCGAAGUCAAAACGAAAGAACAAAAACAGACAAAGUCGAGAUCUAAGUCGAAAAAGGGCGCGGGCAGGAAAGGCAACCAGAAUGCGAAAGGUGGAGGUGGUGGCACAGUAUACCAACUCGGAGUAUCGGACUUUGUACCCAUGGCAGAAGCGAUAGCAAAAGCUGGAGAAGAAGCAGAGUCUGAGAUUAUGGUCCCUGUUGCUUUAUGCAGGCACUUCAGUCGCGCCAUUCAGACACGUCGGAAGGUCUCGCAAUGGUACAAGGCGAAAGUCAACCCGGAUACAAACAGUGACCUGCGGCACGAAUAUUUCAUCAAGGUUCUCGAGGACACCUUCGCAUCCCUCAAGCCAUUCCUCGGGUCGGGCGGACCAGAAAUCGCACGCAACAAUGGUUCCGCUACUAAUGUGGCUGACUUAUCUUCACGCAAUCGCUUCGCGGGGCUGACCGUCGAUGAGCUCGUGGCACUAGCCGACGAGGAAGAUAUUGCCGAAGAUACACUCCCUGACGUAUCUAAUGUCACGCUCGAGGAAGCUGAGGAAGACAAAGAGGACGACUUCUGGAUUGCUGUUGCGCUUAUGCUACAGGAGCAACAGGACAUGAGGGAGGUGGUCCGUGACAACUGGCAGAAAUACAAGAGCGGCAAAGUCGACUUGAUUGUGGCAGCCAUGACCACGGAUACGGCUAUUAAGCUUGCUCAAAGUGCGGAGGCGAAGUUCGACUUGCUAGUAACACGACCGAAGAAAUAUCCAGUCACGGAGUAUCCGGUCUGGACGCUCCCCGCCGUUCUUUUUUACAACAACCACGAGGAUAUGCACAAGUGGUCUCUCGCGGAGAUUGCAAAGCCUUCCACCAGGCUUGGCGUUACAGCGGACGCCCAGAGUGAAGCACAUUUCGACUUCUGGCCGGUCUUCGCUGGCUUGAAUGAUGCCGAAGGACUUCGGCGAUGCCAACAUCCACAAUCGAACAUUCAGAGCAAUCGAACAUUCAGAGCAAUCGAACAUGCCCAAAUCAUGCGGAUCGUCGCGAAAGCAGCCAAACGCCCACCACUGCUGGAUAUGGUCUCCAAAGGUCUAUUGGACAUGUUUACCGAGCACAAGAUCCCAAUGUGGCUUACAUAUGGCGUCCAGCUUCAUUUCGACUCGCAAGACAUCAUGGGCGAGAUGACCAACCGACCGCAUUUUGAACUUCAGGUCUACCUGAACCAUCUAAUGGGAGUAGAACAGGCCAUUACGAAUAACUGGGAGGAUCCGAUGAUGCCAGACAAUAUCCAAGAUGAAUGUUACAAACCUUUCAGAGAAGCAUACAACGACAUCAGUUCCUGGGCCAACCAUGACGGAUUUGCCGAACAAUGGCAACAGCUUGCGCAAGAUCCAAAAGUCAAUGGACACCCCAUCUUCGGGAUGAUGAAGAAAAAAGCGUUCUAA